Messenger RNA from Callorhinchus milii (elephant shark), 1267 nucleotides. RefSeq names its product SPRY domain-containing SOCS box protein 1-like. The coding region runs from base 106 to 909 and encodes 267 amino acids. The record is from RefSeq and is a predicted model, not a curated record. NCBI's taxonomy places the organism in Eukaryota, Metazoa, Chordata, Chondrichthyes, Chimaeriformes, Callorhinchidae. The transcript has 2 exons. Gene Ontology annotation, biological process: proteasome-mediated ubiquitin-dependent protein catabolic process. Gene Ontology annotation, molecular function: protein binding. Gene Ontology annotation, cellular component: SCF ubiquitin ligase complex.
GCACCCAGCCACCCGGCACUUAGCACCCACCACCAGCACUAAAGUCAACGUUGCUGUUUGCUGUUGCUCCAGAGGCUGUUAGUUGUUUUGUUGCUGAUAACAGUCAUGGGGCCGAGGCUGUUUAAAGCUCAGGGGCCGCCCCCCACCGGCUCUGGGGAAAGGAGCCCCUUCUGGGGGCUUGGGGUGUCCCCCCCGUCCCGCCUGGGACUCCUGCUGGACUUGCCCCCCGCUCCCCACGAGGAGCGACUCCGACACUCCUGGGACCCGGCGCAGAGCUCCCCCAACAUGACGGUGGGGGCGGAGGACAGGCGAACGGCUCGGCGCUGCCCGGCCUCCUCCAGCAGCGACUGCGUCCGGGCCGGGCCGGGCUACCGGGAGGGGCUGCACGUCUGGGAGGUGGUGUGGCCCUCGGGCCAGCGAGGCAGCCAUGCCGCGGUGGGGGUGGGUACUGCCAGGGCCCGGCUGCAGGCCCCGGGGUACAGCGCCCUGGUGGGCAGUGACUCCGAGUCGUGGGGCUGGGAGCUCGGCCGGAACCAGCUGUACCACGGCAGCAAGGUGCCCGCCCCGGGCACGUACCCGCCCUCGCCAGGCGGGCCCCUGCCGGUGCCACCCUCCUUCCUGCUCAUCCUGGAUGCCGACCAGGGCAGCCUGAGCUUCCUGGUGGACGGAGAGUAUCUGGGAGCUGCUUUCACCGGCCUGAGAGGCCGGACUCUGUACCCCAUGGUCAGCUCGGUGUGGGGAGACUCCAGCAUCACCCUGACCUACAUCAACAGCGUGGAUCAUCAGCCCGCGAGGCUGGAAGCUCUCUGCCGCUGGCGAGUGCGGCUCAGCCUGGGCUCGGAGGGCAUGUCGGGGGUGUCAACUCUGCCCCUGCCCCCCAGCCUCCACGCAUACCUGAGGGGCACCUGAGCAGCGGGCAGUAGACAAGCCAGAAGCCCCCCCUCCCCCCACCUCAACACCUGAUUGUACGCAUGGAUUGUAUUUAAACACAUUAAUUUAUAGAUUAUUUAUAACCCGUUUUAUCCCUUAUUGUAAUCUGGGACUGAGAGGUUCCGGGUUUGAAACUGUCAACAUUGUGGCUCAGUCGCUUGCGAUCUCUCACCUCCGAAUCAGGAGGUUGUGGGUUCGAGUGUCUCCCACAACCUCCAGCCGAGUGACUGAGCCCCCAGACCCCCAAACACACACACAGUGUCCGCACUCUCCAUUACCUCACACACUGAUUCUUUUUGCUGUUGGAAUGACUGAAAUAAAGGGGAUUUAAACCUCA